AUGGAUGAUGGCAACGAGGUCAUCGCAAAAAUCCCGUGUCCCAAUGCCGGCCCACCAUCAAUAACCACGGCUUCAGAAGUUGCCACUCUGAAGUUUCUGCGGUCAAGGACGUCUAUUCCGGUCCCAGAAAUUAUCGCCUGGAGCUCUGACCCUGCUAAUUCGGUUGGUGCCGAAUUCAUUAUCAUGGAAAGGACCAGGGGUGUUGCCUUGUCAGAGACAUGGGAGGCAAUGGACACCUUGGAGCGCUACAAAAUUAUCGAUCAGGUUGUACAAGUCGAGCAGGAGCUUGCCAAUAUCUCAUUUCCAGCAUACGGAAGUCUUUUUCCCCGUGACUCGUUGCCUGCAACAUGUCGACGGUAUCCACUUCCUCCAGAGCUUGACCCUGAAGAGCUAUUUUGCAUUGGACCGUCUUGUAAUCGAACAUGGUGGCACGGCAAUCCCGCUGACCAAUCUCAAUCAGUCUCAAAAGAUAUAGGCCCUUGGACGCACUUUCCAGAAUAUGCGUCGUCGAUUGUCCAGCGCGAGCUUGCUCUUAUUGCAAGUUCGGAGACCGAGGUGCAACUUCAACUACAUCAUUUCGACGAAUCACAGUCGGUCGAUGAAUAUCGAAGCCUUCUGGAAAAAAUGAACAUGGUACUACCGAUCUUGUCUCAAGACCCACGCGUGACAAGUGCUUCAGACCCUGUUCUAUGGCACACAGACUUACAUCUGGGGAACAUUUUUGUCUCUCCUCAUGAGCCCAGUGUCAUUGAAGGGAUUAUCGAUUGGCAAUCGUCUCAGAUCUGUCCUUUUCUCAGGCCACCGAAGGACUACACUUUCGGUCCCGUCGUACCCGGCUUACCGGAUGGCUUCGACGACCUUAGUCCCGAGCAAAAGGAACAGGCUAUCAACAACAAGAAGUUGGCUUCGUCGUCGAAAUACUACGAGAUGUCCAGCCUUGCACAUAACCGGCGUGUCUACAAUGCUAUGAAACUCGACUCCAGGUUAUGGCAGCCCUUCACCUACUGCCAGCUAUUCUCCCAUGGUAGUCUGGUGCCCCUGCGCCAUUGUUUGAUCCGUUUAUCCCAGGACUGGUCCUUACUGGAGCUCCCAGGCAGCUGCCCCUUCCAGAUAUCAGAAACUAAACGUCGAAGGCACGAUGAACAGAAAUUGCAAUAUGAGGAUAGGCUCUAUCUGUGUGACCUCGUGAAGAACCAGCUUCUCACCGGUGAUGCCGGCUGGGUUCCGCAUGACCGCUGGGAAGCGACAGCAAAGGCAAACAGGGAGCUGUACGAUUUGUAUAUUGAAACAAUGAGCGAAGAGGUCAUGCCUGAGGCAGCUGCGAAGAACUGGCCUUUUCCACCACCGGAAUCCCCCACCUGUUAG
Molecule: messenger RNA, 1365 nt
Organism: Aspergillus aculeatinus CBS 121060
Lineage: Eukaryota; Fungi; Ascomycota; Eurotiomycetes; Eurotiales; Aspergillaceae
Product: aminoglycoside phosphotransferase family protein
Exons: 4
Coding region: 1-1365 (454 amino acids)
Cellular component (GO): mitochondrion
Source: RefSeq, a predicted model, not a curated record